CCGCCCACCACUUACCGACGUAGCUUGGUUGUCUACAAGAGCACGAACGACAGAAACUUGGUCGUCCUUUGAAACUACUGCAAACAUGGUGCUCAAAGCCGUCUGCGUGUUGAAAGGAACUGGGGAGACCAGCGGGGUCGUUCACUUUGAGCAGGAGAGUGACUCAGCCCCCGUGAAGCUGACGGGAGAAAUCACUGGACUUACCCCUGGUGAGCAUGGGUUCCAUGUCCAUGCUUUUGGAGACAAUACAAACGGAUGCAUCAGUGCAGGUCCUCACUUCAAUCCCCACAACAAGAAUCACGCCGGUCCUACUGAUGCUGAGAGGCAUGUUGGUGACCUGGGAAAUGUAACUGCAGGAGGAGAUAACAUUGCCAAGAUAGACAUCACGGACAAGAUGCUCACCCUCACAGGCCCCUUCUCCAUUAUUGGAAGAACCAUGGUGAUCCACGAGAAGGCCGAUGACCUGGGAAAAGGAGGGAAUGACGAGAGUCUAAAGACGGGCAAUGCUGGUUCACGUCUGGCCUGUGGAGUCAUCGGCAUCACCCAGUAAACAGUCUGCCAGAACAUGGAAAACUGAAGAGAAAAAACUUUUCCCCACAGCACUUAAGACCAACCUAGCUACUUGAUGUGACAGUUUGUCCUUUUCAGUACUCUGGCUUUGUCUUGACGAGUCAAGAGAGUAGAUGAGCCAUGAUUUACCCUGUGUGUUCUUCAUGACAGUUGUACGUAUGGGUUUAUAUGUCUGCCGUUUAGUUUUGGUCCCAAAGAAUUGGUAACGCACAAGUCAUAAACAGAUGUAUACAAUCUGCAAAGUUAAUCAAUAAAUUGUCAUUAUAUCUGAA
This is a messenger RNA of Morone saxatilis (striped sea-bass), 842 nucleotides long. It is a transcript of the gene sod1, whose product is annotated as superoxide dismutase 1, soluble. Gene Ontology annotation, cellular component: mitochondrion; peroxisome; cytosol. Gene Ontology annotation, biological process: removal of superoxide radicals. Gene Ontology annotation, molecular function: copper ion binding; superoxide dismutase activity. The transcript is spliced from 5 exons. NCBI's taxonomy places the organism in Eukaryota, Metazoa, Chordata, Actinopteri, Moronidae. The record is from RefSeq and is a predicted model, not a curated record. Bases 86 to 550 code for a protein of 154 amino acids.